Lodderomyces elongisporus is the source of this 525-nucleotide messenger RNA. RefSeq lists its product as uncharacterized. The coding region runs from base 1 to 525 and encodes 174 amino acids. The record is from RefSeq and is a predicted model, not a curated record. The transcript has a single exon. Lineage: Eukaryota; Fungi; Ascomycota; Pichiomycetes; Serinales; Debaryomycetaceae.
AUGAUUCAAAUAGUUGAUCAUGUUCAUUAUGGAUGGUUAGAUACAUUGUUUAUCAAUAUUAGUGUUGCGGAUCAAGACGAACGCAACUUACACGAUGAAUUUGAAAUAUUCUUCCAAACCAAUCUUUGUCAUAAAUCUACUAGCAUUAUAUUGGUGCUCAUGCAACCAGAUUGGAGGAUUUUCAAUUUUGUUCAAUUACAGACUUUAUUGUUGUGUGGUCACAAUCGUGUUGCAAUUACGUACCUCAAAGAUACUGUUGCAUUGCAUAAAUCACGAUUAAACACGAUUGUUACUACAGUGGACAAAAUGCAUGAUAUGAUGCAUUUGGAACGUGAAUACUACUUGUCAAAACAACAAUUGGCCUUUUUAAUGUUAAACUUUCCUGGCCUUCUUGACCAAUUAACACAAGGUUGCAAGGAAGAAAUAGACAUUCAUAAAGUAGAAUUGGCUUUUCUAACUUUAGUGUCAAAAUAUCCUUCAAUCAAAACAAUUAAUCUCAAAAACUUUGGGCUAGAGAACAAUUAG